Molecule: messenger RNA, 1993 nt
Organism: Coregonus clupeaformis (lake whitefish)
Lineage: Eukaryota; Metazoa; Chordata; Actinopteri; Salmoniformes; Salmonidae
Product: palmitoyl-protein thioesterase ABHD10, mitochondrial-like
Exons: 5
Coding region: 273-1124 (283 amino acids)
Biological process (GO): protein depalmitoylation
Cellular component (GO): mitochondrion
Molecular function (GO): palmitoyl-(protein) hydrolase activity; hydrolase activity, hydrolyzing O-glycosyl compounds
Source: RefSeq, a predicted model, not a curated record
AAGACCAACGUCGGUCCUGGUCCUGGGCCCUUUGUCAUUACUGCCCAGAGUUUUUUUCUUUUUCUGGUCAGCUCACGUGGCCAGGAAAAACUCUUGGUAUUUUCUGUUUUUCAGUAGGCUAACUAGCUAGAUCACACAAAUCUAAAUUUUGCCAAGUUUUCAUCCAGCGCAGGGAUUGGCAGGAACCGGAACUGGAAGGCUGGCUAGCUAAUCUUUCAGUCGAUGUCAUUCAAAUACACUAGCUAGCUAGAUAAGGUCGCACUCUUGUCAGAAUGGCUUAUAAUCUAGUAAGGCAUUUCAGCAUGGUUUUCCAAUUAAAUGUCCAAAGAGAAGCUAUUAUGUUUUCGGGAGUGAGACAUAAGUCUACAGUGCAGUAUGCGACACGCCCAGACCGGCCGAAACUGGCUUAUAGAAAAGUGGAGGGGAAGAGCCCAGGGGUAGUGUUCUUGCCAGGGUUUGCCUCAAACAUGGGUGGGAAGAAAGCAGAAGCCCUUGAGGAGUUCUGCCAGUCACUAGGCCACUCUUACCUAAGGUUUGACUAUACAGGCUGUGGGUCGUCUGAAGGUGAAAUGGUAGACGGCACUGUUGGCACUUGGAAGAAGGAUGUUCUAUAUGUAUUGGACGAGCUUGUGGAGGGGCCACAAAUUCUGGUUGGCUCCAGUAUGGGCGGCUGGCUGAUGUGCCUGGCAGCCAUAGCUCGUCCAGAAAGAACUGCGGCCAUGGUUGGCAUCUCUACAGCAGCGGACCACUUUGUAACUGUCUACAAUACGCUUCCUAUUGAGGCGAGGAAGGAGAUUGAAGAGAAGGGGCAGUGGGUGGUUCCUACCAAACACAACGCGGAGGGCUCCAUCACGUUCACCACAGAGUUCCUGAAGGAGGCAGAGCAGCACCGUGUUCUGCAGUGCCCCAUUCCAGUGACCUGCCCUGUGAGGCUCAUCCAUGGGAUGAAGGACCAGGAUGUGCCCUGGCACAUCUCCAUGCAGGUAGCUGAGCGUGUGCUCAGCAAUGACGUUGACGUCAUCUUGCGCAAGCAUGGCCAGCACCGCAUGACAGAAAAGGAGGACAUCAAGCUCAUAGUCUACACCAUCGAUGAUCUCAUAGACAAGCUGACCACAUUGGUUUGAGUGGCCAAAUCAGGUCAAUGCUGUGGGUGAUGCCUACCACCCAGACCCCAACUUUUCCGCACUCAGGCUGUUCGGUUCCCGAUGCGUUUCAAAAUCGAGGUGCUAUUGAACUAAACACACACUGUGAAGAAAAGGAACAUUUUCUCCCGGCUCUCUCCAUGCCUUUUUAUUUGGAUUUGUAUUUACCGGUGCCAUGACACUUUGUUCUCACGACUACCAAACUUCUUGGGCCUUCUGUGAACAGUUUUGAUUUAUUCCCACAAUGUGGUCUGACGGUGAUUCCGUUAAACCGUCAAUGAGUAGGGCUCACUCCUAUUACAGUAGCCCAUCAGGUACAGAUGCAUUACGUCCAUUUGCAACCCAAAAUUGAUUUUAUCCACUGUCAAUUUUAUUCAAACAAAAACAAGUGUAAUGUGUAGAUGUGCCUUUAUAUUUACGCAUGUGCACUUAAAGACCAGUAGGAGGCAGCAAAUAUCAGUACAGUAUUUUAGGCACUUUGUGUUAUUAUGGAUCCCCAUUAGCUGCUGCAAGGCAGCAGCUACUCUUCCUGGGGUCCAGCAAAAUUAAGGCAGUUAUACAAUGUCAGUUAUACUAUGGCAGUUAUACUAUGUAACAUGUCUCCAGCAGGAUAAAUAGGUGGGGGGGUUGUCUGUGGAACGAUCAGUAGAAAAAUGACUUUAUUCAACUGUAAUGUUUGAUUCUUAUUCAACUGUAAUGUUUGAUUCUAAUGCUGGUGUCCAUGCGUUGCCCAUUUCUUAUGCUGUCCGUAUUUGCUGUUUGGUUCCAUUGCUGACAGAACAUACAGUAUCAGUCAAAGGUUUUUUACUAUUUUCUACAUUGUAGAAUAAUAGUGAAGACAUCAAAACUAU